GUCAUUGUGUGAUGCAGGCACUGUGGAAAUUAUAGGACCAAUUGCGUCAAACGUGGAGGAUCUGAUGCUUGUGUAUGCCACAGUUUUGGGCUCCUCUCCUUCUGAUAGAAUCAGUUUAAGACCGUCCCUCCCCUGUUUGCCCAAUUUGUCAUCACAUGAGAGCUCAAAUGCUUUGGGAGCACUGCGAUUAGGGAAGUAUACAGAGUGGUUUAACGAUGUAUUCUCAACCGAUAUUUCUCAGAAGUGUGGCAACAUCCUUAAGCUGCUAUUGGAAAAGCAUGGGUGCAAAACAAUAGAGAUUGUAAUACCUGAGCUGCAUGAGAUGCGCAUGGCUCAUCUUGUUUCAAUUGGUUCCGAAGCACUAUGCGGGUUAGCACCUGUCUGUGAGGACGGGAAUGGUGUGAAACUUACUUAUGACACUCGCACUAAUCUGGCUCUGUUCCAGUCAUUCACAGCUUCAGAGUAUGUUGCUGCCCAGCGUAUUAGACGAAGGAUAAUGUAUUACCAUACGGAGAUCUUCAAGAAGGUUGAUGUCAUAGUGACCCCAACAACUGGCAUGACAGCGCCUGUAAUACCUCGGGAAGCACUUGCAUGUGGGGAGACAAAUUUGCAGGUUACAGGUAAUCUCAUGCGAUUUAUUAUAGCAGGAAAUCUUCUUGGACUCCCGGCCAUUUCUGUCCCUGUUGGCUACGAUAAGCAAGGCCUGCCAAUAGGUUUGCAACUAAUAGGCCGGCCAUGGGGUGAAGCUACAAUUUUGCGCUUGGCUGCUGCAGUAGAGGAACUCUGUGCUGAGACUAAGAAGAAACCUAUGUCAUUUUAUGACAUUUUAAAGGGGAACUGAGAAACCUGGGUUCAAUUCGCGCUUCUCAUGGUUUAUUUGCUUUUUUUGAGCACAAAAUGAAAUAGCAUAUAUAUUGGCCAUAGGGUAAAACAGUUACAGAUUUUGUAAGUUUGUGUGCUGGUUCGACCAACACCCUGUCCACUUUAGUUACACAUAGAUAUAGAAAGGCAAAACUUAAAACUAAAA
Molecule: messenger RNA, 1027 nt
Organism: Camellia sinensis
Lineage: Eukaryota; Viridiplantae; Streptophyta; Magnoliopsida; Ericales; Theaceae
Source: RefSeq, a predicted model, not a curated record